Messenger RNA from Rotaria sp. Silwood2, 921 nucleotides. NCBI's taxonomy places the organism in Eukaryota, Metazoa, Rotifera, Eurotatoria, Philodinida, Philodinidae. The record is from the annotation of a GenBank genome assembly.
AUGACAAAUCUUACAUCAAGGCUGCAACAAUCCAUAGAUGCAUUUGAAAGUUGGUGCCAAAGAUCAAAUUUUACUGGUAUACCAUUGUAUUUUCGAUAUAUUGCUAGCUCUCUAUUCAGCGUACUUGAUUCUUGUUGUGACCUGACUUUAAAAACCAUUAAUGAUGGUCUUAUCGAUUUUUAUGGUACUCAAUACAUUUCUGGAACAGUGACAUCACGUGAUAUAUUUGAGAAUCAAAUUAAUGCGUUGAUUUAUUUGUUCAUUACGAGUACAACACAAGGAUUUAGUCAAUCUCUUGAAUUGAUUCGUGAUUCCGCUUAUGCCAAUGGACUUGCUUCAGGCCUCAUGACCAAUUUCUGUCCUUUGAUUGUCCCGUCAACAAACAAUCAAAAUAUCACUCGUUAUUUGUAUCGUAUAGUACCAGUCGGGUAUGAAUAUAGAGGAUUUAAUUGUUCAUGUGCUAAAACUCGUUUACGCACAGUACCAACUUAUAUCGAUGAAAAUACUCGUUUUCAAUCAUGCAUUGAAACAGUGAAACACCUCAUUAAUCCCUAUAUUGAAUUGAACACAAGUGCCCUCAAUCAAACUUUGCCUAGCCGAUUUGCGCCAGAUUCAACAAUUCGUAGUAUUGUUGAUCAAUUAAUGGUUGAAGAAUGGAUUAAUACGACGUCACACAAAGCAUACUAUGAUCGAUGUCAACCAAUCACAUGUACAUACUCGUAUGUACAUAAAAAUACAUGGCUUGUUGUUUUCACUACUAUUAUUGGAGUGAUCGGAGGUUUACAAAUAGUCUUAAGAAUUAUUUUACCACUUCUCACUAAUUGGAUUCGAUCACCUAGAAAUGUAAAUCAAGGUAAGCGAAAUAAAAACCGUUGUAAACAGAAGAUCUCGUAUUGUGAAUUAGAAACUGGUAUUCGUUAA